Molecule: messenger RNA, 1287 nt
Organism: Telopea speciosissima
Lineage: Eukaryota; Viridiplantae; Streptophyta; Magnoliopsida; Proteales; Proteaceae
Exons: 1
Coding region: 1-1287 (428 amino acids)
Molecular function (GO): catalytic activity
Source: RefSeq, a predicted model, not a curated record
AUGAAGUGCGUGUAUUGGAACAUUAGAGGGCUGGGGAACGAUCGUGCUCGAGCUCAUUUGAGACUGCUGGUGAAUGAAAUAAAACCAGAUUUCCUAUGUUUGGCGGAACCAAAGAUCCCUGUUGAGAGGUGUCCCAGUCGAUAUUUCUCAAGGAUAGGGCUGCACCCUAAUGUAAUUGCAAACCGCAGAGAAGAUGGAGCUGCUAAUUUAUGGUUCCUUUGGAGAGAAGGGCUGCCAGAACCGGUGGUGAUUUUAAGCUCCAGCCAGCAUAUGACCCUGCAGGUCAAGAUUCAGGGGGUUAAAAGUUUUGUUUCAGUGGUUCAUGCUAGCUGCUUGCGAGCAGUUCGACGUGAUCUGUGGUGCGAUUUGGCGUCAGUUGCAGGGGUUGCAUGUCCCUGGCUUGUUAUAGGUGACUUUAAUGCGUAUUUGUAUGCUAGUGAGAAAAGGGGACCCGGUCACUUCAAUCAAGGCUCAGUAGAGGAUUUUACGGCGAUGGUAGAUUUGGCAUCGUUAACGCCAAUCCCAUCAUCGGGUAAGAAGUUCACUUGGUCAAAUAAUAGAAGAAUUGGGAAUGUUCAAGCAGUCCUAGACAGAAGCUUUGGGAAUGAUGCAUGGUGGCAGCAGUUCGAAGGGUGCUCUCAGCGGGUACUAGUAAGUGGAUAUUCAGACCACUCUCCUAUUUUGGUUUCUUGUGAAAAUCUUCCGCGCCCCCCCAAUGUGCCAUUUCGGUUUCAGCGAUUCUGGACAAAACAUGAUGACUUCAGGAGUUUUGUUAAAGAUUCCUGGGGAGAACCAGUCAAGGGCUCACCACUGUUUGUAGUUACCAAGAAAUUGAAGCGCCUCAAAGGCCCGCUUCGAGCCUGGGCUAGAGGGGCGUUCCCUCAUAUUGACCAUGAGAUAUCACGCACCAAGGAUCACCUGCAUUCAAUUCAAAAAACUAUUGAGGAAGAUGGUUACUCGGAUGCCUUGUUUGACAGUGAGGUGUCUGCGAAGCUGAGUUAUAACAAGGCAGUGGAGCUACAAGAGAAGUUGUGGAAAGAAAAAGCCAGGGAUAAAUGGGUCAAACACAGUGACAGACGCACUAAAUAUUUUCACCUCUCCACUAAAAUCCGGCGAGCUUUGAAUGCUAUCCGUGAAAUCAAACGAGAUGAUGGAGUGAGUUUGAAGGAGACUAGCUCAAUUGCUGAUUACUUUGUGAGCCAUUUUGAAAGUUUUUAUAAAAGAGGGACGGUUUCCAGUAACGCAGAUUUGAUUGCAGAUAUUCCCCCCCCUGAUCACUGCAUCUGA